AUGACUUUCUUCGGACUGUCAAUCCUCGUUGCCUCGAUAUCCUUCAUCUGCUACAAGCACCCACCGACAACAUGGUCUUUCUUAGCAUGGUUGCGACAACCCCAGGGUAUCCCGCCAUCGAUACAAGAGCCGCUUCCUACAAUUACCAAGACCCAUGACACGGAUAAUGAUACCGAGAAAGGGAAGCCUACAGAGAAAGAGAAGCCUACGGAGAAAGAGACAGCAGAAGCACCUGCCACCCCAAAGAAAGAAGAAGCAGACCGGAUGGCGAUGCCACCACCUCCACCACCAACCAUCAAAUCCCCCUCGUCACCCACAACCCCCCGCGCAAAACCCACCCCAAGCUCUAGCUCCGUACCAUCCUUCACCCUUUCCUCCUCCGAUACCGAAACCAUGCCACCGCCCUCCUUUCCAGCCCUAAACUCAGCGCAACGAGCAUCUGGCGGCAUCCGAGGGCCCCAACCACCACGUCUAAACGCUAUCCCCGCGCAAACAUCAUCCCUCAUGGCUCCUCCUCCCCGUCCCUCACCACUGCCCAACCGUGGAGGACCGCUUCCCAACCGGUCACCAGCUUCAACCACAAGUUCGAGUUCACUAGCCUUACCUCCAACACAUAGCUCGAUCCCAGCUAAGCCCCGCAAAAAGGUACAGCUAACACCAAACCACUCCCCGCUCGACUGGGCGCGUCUCUCGUCUUCCCCACACCAUAAUCUAAACGGCCUACCCCCCAAUACGCCCUACCUCAAAGUUCCCCCCUCCCUGCUGAGACAGUUCACGGGGCGGAAAGGCAAAGAUGCGUGGACUGUGCUAGGGGGAAAGGUGUAUAAUAUCACUCCUUAUUUACCGUAUCAUCCUGGGGGAGAGGGGGAACUGAUGAGGUGUGCGGGUAAGGAUGGGACACGGUUGUUUGGGGAGGUGCAUCCAUGGGUUAAUUGGGAGGGGAUGUUGUCGGGCUGUUUAGUGGGAGUUUCUGUUGAAGAGGCCGAGGUUCAUGCGAGCGGAGGGGGGAUGGAGGAUAUGGAUUAA
Lachnellula hyalina is the source of this 1026-nucleotide messenger RNA. RefSeq names its product Cytochrome b5 reductase (gene cyb5r4). Bases 1 to 1026 code for a protein of 341 amino acids. Gene Ontology annotation, molecular function: heme binding. The record is from RefSeq and is a predicted model, not a curated record. Lineage: Eukaryota; Fungi; Ascomycota; Leotiomycetes; Helotiales; Lachnaceae. The transcript has a single exon.